This is a messenger RNA of Diatraea saccharalis (sugarcane borer), 8403 nucleotides long. Lineage: Eukaryota; Metazoa; Arthropoda; Insecta; Lepidoptera; Crambidae. The record is from the annotation of a GenBank genome assembly.
AGCAGUCUGUGGCGCGCAGUAAGCGCGAAUCGACGUUUCCCGCCGAAACGACCGAGAUUUGAACUUCGAACGCUAUUCAAUUUUUGAACUUUUUUUCACGCGUGAAUAUCGGCUUGUGAAUCUUUUAUAAAGUGUAUCGAUUAAAAAAUAUACUUAAAUAGUGUUGUGAAUAAUGUGAUAAUCGUUGUGAUCGACUAAAUAGACUGUUAAAGUAUACUUUGUUUAUUUAAUGAUUUAUUUAUAAAAUGGGAGUUUCCAGAGGAAGGAAUAUUUUCAAUACACUUUUGAAAAUGAAUAUCACAACAUGGCUGUCAUUAAUCAUAGCGGUGAUGGCCUUAUCCAGUUCAGCGCGAGCGAGCGAGCCACGCGUGGUAUGCUAUUACACCAACUGGUCGGUGUACCGGCCGGGUACCGCACGAUUCAACCCACAAAAUAUCAACCCCUAUCUGUGCACCCAUCUGAUCUACGCCUUCGGAGGUUUUACCAAAGACAACACGCUCAAACCUUUCGACAAAUACCAAGACAUCGAAAAAGGUGGAUAUGCUAAGUUCACCGGUCUUAAGACUUACAACAAGAACUUAAAGACCAUGCUGGCGAUCGGAGGAUGGAAUGAAGGUUCUACCAGGUUCUCACCGAUGGUGGCAGCAAAGGACAGAAGAAAAGAAUUUGUCAGGAAUGCGAUCAAGUUCCUCAGGCAAAAUCAUUUUGACGGAUUGGACUUGGACUGGGAGUAUCCAGCGUUCCGAGACGGCGGGAAACCUAAAGACCGCGAGAACUACUCUAAACUGGUGAAGGAGCUGCGCGAAGAGUUCGAGAGGGAAUCUGAGAAGACCGGGAAACCACGUCUGCUUCUGACCAUGGCCGUUCCAGCAGGCAUCGAGUAUAUACAGAAAGGUUUUGACGUGCGGACACUUAAUCAGUAUUUGGACUGGAUGAACCUUUUGACGUAUGACUACCACUCCGCGUUCGAGCCUGCAGUGAACCAUCAUGCGCCUUUAUAUCCUCUAGAAGAACCCAACGAAUACAGCGUAGACACCGAGCUUAAUAUCGAUUACACCAUCAAGUUUUAUUUAGAGAAUGGUGCGGAACGAGACAAGUUAGUACUGGGCAUCCCCACUUACGGCAGGUCGUACACGCUGUUCAAUCCUGACGCAGUCGAGAUAGGCUCCCCCGCAGAUGGCCCAGGAGAGCAAGGAGACGCCACCAGGGAGAAGGGAUAUCUCGCUUACUAUGAGAUUUGUGAAGCUCUAAAACCCAAGACAAAAAAGCGGAACGUGGACGACGACGAUUCUGAUGAAGACUCCGAUGAAGAGGAAGAGGAAGAGGAAUGGACGGUGAUGUACCCGAAUCCCAAGGCCAUGGGUCCUGUGGCGUUCAGGGGCAACCAAUGGGUCGGUUACGAUGACGUCGACAUCGUCAAAAGGAAGGCGGAAUACGUCGCGGAGAACGGGCUCGGAGGUAUCAUGUUCUGGUCGAUCGACAAUGACGAUUUCCGCGGAAACUGUCAUGACAAACCCUACCCUCUCAUCGAGGCCGCCAAGGAGGCGUACAUCGCUAGACUGGGUGCUACGGACAACGCUAUUGAGAAAGUGGCGCCAUCUACUCGCAACUCCGCCAGGAGACGAAAUCGACCCAGGGCUUCCACCACAACCACCACCACGACUACCACUGCGAAACCUGCCAUCAUAUCCAGGAAGAGCAACAAACAAAAGAGUUCAGCGAUAACAAGCACAACCCCUGCGUGGAACAUCAUUACCCCAGAACCGCCCACUACUCCCGACCCUGGAGCAGACUUCAAGUGUACCGAUGAAGGUUUCUUCCCACAUCCCCGCGACUGCAAGAAGUACUUCUGGUGUUUAGAUUCUGGACCCUCGAACCUUGGUAUUGUGGCGCAUCAGUUCACAUGCCCUUCAGGUCUUUUCUUCAACAAGGCAGCAGACUCUUGCGACUUCGCUCGUAACGUGCUCUGUAAGAAACCCAGCGCCACCACCAAAGCGACCACAGCUAAGCCCGCCACCACGACCACCACCACCACCACCACUGCUGCGCCGCGCACCACCAGGAAGCCCAUCAAGAUCAGCACUAGGAACUCGCUGCUGUUCAGGACUACCACGACAACAACUACUACCACCACUACUCCAGAACCAGAGAGUGAAGAAGAAUACGAGGAUGAAGCUCCGGAAGAUGCUACCGAUAUCGAAGCAGAAGACCCCAAGGUUAUCAAAGAGCUGAUAGAUCUCAUCAAGAAAGUAGGUGGCGUGGAGCAGCUAGAGAAGCACUUGCGACUAAAUGAUAAUGCUGCAAGCACAGACGGAGUCAUCACUACAACACCGUCAUCGUUCAACAAGAAACUCUACCAGAAAGUGCUCGAGAGAACACGGGGAAAGAGCAAAUUCAGUAAUGGUAUUACUGAUGGUACACCCCAAAAUAGUCGCAGAGGGCCACAAAAUGCGGGACUGGACGCUACUGCCGAUAAAGAUAUUUUCGUAAAACGGGAUAGGCCCCAAUAUACAACGAUCAACCGAUCUCGACCAUCCUCUUCGACGACUGAAGAACCUCUUCUCGACGAAGACGACGAAGAAGAGAUCGAAGAACCGUCGCAGUUCCUGUCAAGGGCUCGCGCCGUGGAUCCCGAGCCGUCUGUAGCUACCACCGCUAGACCGCUGCAGUAUGUUAAUAUCAGGAGAGCAAGGCCCACCACUAUAUCUACGUCUGACACUGCUGAUGAUACCGCAUCUAGAAAUGCGUUAUUCGAGCGCGUAGAACCUUACGUCACCAUCGGCGAGUCUCCUAAUUCGUUAGACAUCCUCAGUGCGAGAAGAGAAAACAUGCCCGAAUACGUAACUAUCAGGCGACAACGUCCUACGACUGAAGAGACCACUACGGCACAGUAUGAACCCUCGGAGCUAGGCGUCGAAUCCCAAGAUACCGCUCUCGAAAGAGAAAUAUCUUCACAACCACAAUAUACUUCUAUAGUGAGGGCGCGCUCGACGACGCUACCCCCUGUCGAAGAACCGAAUAGUCCCGAACCGACCACUGUACUGGCUGUUCAAAUAUCAUCUUUAUUGAACUCGCCUAAUGACGCAGAAAUAGAAACACCCGAGCCCGAAGUAUCGAUAGCGUUAGAGACUGAAGCUCCAACUACUACUCCUACAACUAGCACUACUAGUACAACUUCAAGAAGCACAACGACUGCAGCACCCACUAGUGUGUCCACACGGCGCGCUAUUCUGCGACGACGAGGGUCCACUACAACCACCACAACGACGGUGUCACCUACUACUACUCAGGUAAGUUCUAGGAAUUAUACAUUUAUAAGACGCCGCCGCCCACUCUCUAGCCAAAACGAAAUAUCUUCUGAUUCUGUGGAAACAGAUGAUAAUCUGAGAAAAAUAAGAUCUACGACUCCAGACAGCAGGGAAGUAGACGGGAACAGAAAUUUCGACAACGUUCUGUCUUCUCGCAAACGAAUUAGAAUAUCGACGUUCAACGAUGACUCUAUACCCGCAGCGGCAUCACCUGUAGCUAGAGGCCGCUUUCGACCAACUUUAACACGUGAUGAAGUACUCAGUUUGACACCAGUAGAUUCAGAAUCACCGCAGUUCGUUCCUCGACAAAAUUUUCCACAAAGAACUGAGAGACGAUUCCGUGGGAGAACUUCUACGGCAAAAACGGAUGAAGUAGAAGAUAGUGAAGUUUCUGCUGCCACUGUUGAAGUUAGAAGACCUAAUAUUUUACCGCGUGGUCGUAGUCGAUUCACUCUCAGCACGACAGAAGUGCCUAAAAAGACGACCGAUGCUGAAUCGAAAUCGUUGCAAAGAUCUACUUUGCGUUCAUUUUCUAGAUUUACGCCGAGACCGUUUACCAGACAAGGAACUUUAUCGACUACAGCUGACGACAACCUUAAUGAUGAAGAAUUUACACCGACGGUUCCUCAGCGUCCACCUUUUGUGAGAGCAAAAGCUCCUAGCAUUUUACAAGGUCGUAAACUGCCUUUCUUGCCUCGCGUAUCUACUACAGAACAAAUUUUGACUAUCGAUGAUGAGGAAUUAGAAAAUAAACAGGACGACAUUUCCCUUUCUGAGAGUGCGAUAGAAGAAAAGGAACAUGAUGAAGAUAACACUGAACAAGAAAAUAAAAAUGAAAAAGAAGAAGAAAAUGGAAAUAAAGAAAUAGAAGAUCAUGAAAAUAACGAAAAAAAUUCAAAAGAAGAAAAUGAGGAAGAAAGUGCAAAAGAAAUUGAAGAAGAAAAUGUUUCUGAAAUUCCAAAGCGUCGAAUUGUUAUCAAAAAGUUAAGACCGCCUUCCAGUACUACGGAAAGCAGUGUUACGGUUAUUACGACUGAAACUUUGCCAACUGAUGAGACAGGAAAAAGAAAGUUUAGAGUUAUAAGACGAAGGCCUACAUCUACGACUGAAGCAGAUUUAAGUUUAAGUUCCACUGAAGCGUCUUCAUCUCCAAAAAUUCGUAGAAUAAUCCGAAAAAAAAUUAAGCCCGUAGAAGAAGAACCAAACAUUAUUGCAAAAUCUAUAAGUUCACUUAAUGUUGAUUCAAAAAAUAGUAUUACCACAGAAACAGUUAUAAAUUAUGGAGAAAAGACGAGAAAGACAACAUACGCGUCGACUAGCCAAGCGCCUACAUCCGUAGCAAGUGAAGAACCAGAAAUAAUAAAAACAGUAGAUGUGACUGAAAUUCCUAUUACUGAACAAAUUGUUGAAGGUAAUUUAGGAGGCGUGAAUUCAGAUUUAAACACUCCUGAUAAAGUUAAAAAUGAACAGCCGUCACAAUAUGACAACAACAAUGAAAGUGAUGAUGAUAUUAUUAAAUCUGAUACUGUGUUUAAUAACGACGAAUCAGAUGAAGAAACAUCUUCUCAGGUUGUUGUUGAAAACGAUCAAAAAUCUUUCGUUGUAUCGGACACCAAAGAAGAAGACACUUAUGUGCCUAUAACUGAAACGGAGGAAUCAAAUGCAGAAACUACUACGACAAGUACUACACAACUUACAUCCUCUACUUCACGUUCUAGAUUACCAUACCGGCCUCCUAAACGUUCAUUUACUUCCACAACAGAAUCUUCAGCUCCUUCAAGUAGUAGAGUUUUUAGUCGCAAAUAUAACCCAGGUGUAUAUACGACGCCGUCUACAGCAGCUAAGUCUGAUUCACUUAGACCAGUGACCAGACGCCCAUUGUUUACUACAAAAUUAUUUACUAGGAGACCAUUUGCACCUGCAAGAACUACCAAAAAGGUGGAAGAAGAACAAGAGGAAGAAUAUUCUGAUGAAGAAAUUUUAGAUGAAGAACCAGAAAAUCCAUUUGUUUUUGUUCCACAAGGUCAAUUAUUCACUAGAAAACCAAGUAUUGCUGCAGAAGAUGAAGAAGAAUAUGACACAGAACCAGAAGAAGUAGAUGAUGAAGAGGAAGAAGAACCUGAAGAAGAACCUUCUCAAAAUAAUUUCACACCAGUAACUAGAAAGCCAAUUUUUAAGCCGCGUGUAGUUAAUUCAAAUACAUUUAGGGCUUCUGUAUCCACAACAGAAUUACCAAAACGUCAGUUUGGUGGCAUUCAAAACCGAACUGCGUUAUUUAGCAGAUUCGGAGGAAUCAAACAAUCAAAUGAUACCAAAAAACGUGUGCAAAAUGUACCACUCGGAUAUGUUGCACCGAUUAUUUCUGAUUCUAUAUCAAACACUUCUAAACCUGAAAUUACCACAACAGUAAAAUCAUUGCUCAAAGAUGAAAAUGAACAAAAAAUCACAACUGAAUCUGAUUUCACUACUGGCUCAGACGAUGACGACUAUUUAUCCAUGACUGAAUCGACUAGUUCUACAUCAGAUAUUACAAGUACAUUUGUUGAUCUAACAUCAAUUAAUAACAUAGAUAAUGAAUCUACUACUUCUGAAAUGAAUGUGGAUACUAGCACUGAUGAAUACUUAGAAAAUACAGAAGGUACAACAAAUAAUCCUAGUAAACAAGAUAGUACAAUAAAUGAUGAAACAGAAACUGAGACCCAGACAGAGAAUAUCAAAACCGAAACAACAACAGAAUCUUUACUAGAAACUACAACAGAUGAACCUCAAGUUUUACCGGUUGUAAAAACUCAAUUCAACAAGUUAUUUUCAGUUAGUAGAGUGGUAGAAGUUUCAUCAAAACUGGAUAAACAUCGACUGAAUAAAAAUAAUGAAACAACUCUUAUCGAAGAGGGCAAAAUUAUGAUAGAAAAGAAACCAAUGGUCGAUAAAAUUGGUGAAGUUAGUAGGUUUAGUCUCAUUAAAAUUGUUGAGGACGAAAUACCACUUUAUUUAACGAAACUUGGUCAUGUUUAUCCAGUAGAAAAUCCUCCUGAUAAUUUAAUUCGUAUCGAUGAAGCUAGAAAUGCCAGAGCAUUACGUAAUUUUGCUGAUGCUCCACGUGAAAAUUUGGUUGCUUCAGAGAGUAUAAAUGAAGCUUAUCGUCAUGUAAAGAAUUCUAAUCAAGACCCGAAAAUCGUUAAUAAGAGCCAAGUAGAACAUGUUUUAAAUGAUGAUUUUCUUAGUUACAUAAAUGAUGAGAAAAAAGUGGAAAAACCAACAGAAGCACCUUUAAGUGCAACUGACUCAUCCUAUAAGCCAGAAUGGCAAUUUGUACCUGCUGCUUAUGAAAAAGAACAGAAAAAUAAAGAUCAAUCUGGAAAAGAUUUUGAAAUAAUUACUCCACGCAGCUUGCGAACAGAUCCAUCAACUUUAUCGCUGGAAGCGCUCUUUAAGACAGAAAAUCCCAUUAUGGCGAGAAAAGUGAGUGGAAAUCAAGAAAAUCAGCCAUUUGUAGUGUACUCAGCGUCAGUACCCACACAAAAUGAAGAAGCAAAUAUUGUAAAACUAGAAGUCAUAAAACCAGAAACCGGACGUAGCAUCAUCACAUUUGCUAAAGGUCAGGAGUUCCAAGGAUCUGUGGAAGAUAAGGUUACUGUCAAAUAUCCUGUAAGCAUAUCGGUAAUUCCUUUAUCUUCACCAUUACCAACGAUGCCAAUCACUACAACUACAUCUACCACAGCACCGACCACAGAAAUCAUACAAACUAGUCCAAUAAUAGAAUUACUAACGACACAACCAACCAUGAUAACUACAGAAGCUUCAACAACCACAGAUGUUCCAUCAACUACAGAAACUGUUACCGAAGAGGUAACGACUCUGAAAGCAUCACCGCUUGACGCAAAGAAGUUGAAGUUUCCAUUCCCAAGAAGGCCAAUAAUCAAAUCUAACUUUACUCGACCAGUGCCACGACCAGCGAAGAAAAUUAACGCAACGGUUAUUAAUAAUUUAAAUCAAAAAGUCAACAAAACCACGGGUUUUAGUCCAAGUAAAUCUCGAUUUACUGCAACCAGGUCUCAAAAUGUGCCAAUAGAUACAAGAAAAAAGAAUACCACUAGACUGGUUUCUUUCAAAACGACACCCAAAAUUUUCAGCACUGAAUCUCCAAGAACGACGACAGAGCGAAAAUUAUAUUUCAAACCCAUAAGACCAAGUUUCCGUCCCGCUUUUGUACCCAGAAGAACUACCGCAGCACCACCAACUACCUUGGACACUUAAGAACAAUAUCCAAAAAAGGGUGUUCAGCAACCCAGAUUUCUGGCCAUAAAUAAAUAAAUCAUACUCUAAUUGACUGAUUAUAAAGUUUAAAUUAAAAUAUUUAUAUUUCCCACUUCCCUGAGUCUGGAUGUCACAUAACAUGAAUUCAGUCGACAUUUAUAAGCUGAAAUUUUCAUUUGUGAUUCUUUGAUUUUUCGUUUUGUUUUUUCCUUUAUUUUAUUAUUUGUGCCUAUCGCAAUUUUUUAGUCAUAUUUUUAGAGAUUCAUAGCUUUAACUAAGGUAUACACUUAGAUUCUACGAAAGUUUUUUUGUACCAAAAAAUGUAUGUUUAUUAUAUAAUGUUAGUUAGUUUUGGUAUAAGAAAGACUUUCAAUUUACAAAUUGUCUUAGGUUAUAGUUAUUUAAACAAAUAUAUUUUUAAUUAUUAUUAAUUGUUACCAAUAUAAAUUGUAAACGCGAGAGUUAGGUACGGGCAUUUUAUAUAUGUGAAUGAAAAAUUGUAUUGUAAUAAUAUCAAGAAGAAAAAGGUUUGUAAUAAAGUAUUAGUAAGUACAUUUAUUAUAUUUUUCUUUUCGAACUUUUAUUUACAUCGAUAGACUUAUAUGCUAGCUGCUUAAAGUGAUAUUUAUAGUAAGAAUCACCCUCAAAUAUUUAAGAUACAUUUUAUGUAAAUUCAACAAAAUAACUUUCCGUUUUAGUUUAUGAAUAUGAUUCAAGCCGUUGAUGUUACAUCCAUUGACGCACUGCCACCGCAUAAAAUUAUGAAACAAAAAAUGACCAUUAUGCUUUCGACAAAGGUAUAAUCACUUUCGAUUUAUAAUUACUUAGUGAAAUCUUG